Aspergillus melleus is the source of this 1017-nucleotide messenger RNA. RefSeq lists its product as uncharacterized. The transcript has 3 exons. The coding region runs from base 1 to 1017 and encodes 338 amino acids. The record is from RefSeq and is a predicted model, not a curated record. Lineage: Eukaryota; Fungi; Ascomycota; Eurotiomycetes; Eurotiales; Aspergillaceae. Gene Ontology annotation, cellular component: nucleus; Smc5-Smc6 complex. Gene Ontology annotation, molecular function: ubiquitin-protein transferase activity. Gene Ontology annotation, biological process: double-strand break repair via homologous recombination; DNA damage tolerance.
AUGACUGAGCGCUAUAAUGACGGCCAUCGCGCCUUUCUUCAAGCCUUCAUGGCCCGAUCAACCAUGACCGUCGAGGAAGCCACGGCCGUCCUGGCCGCCAUCUUUUCGGUCAACGAAAGAGAACCUGUCUCCCCUGAAGACGUCUCAGAAGAUGAUUUCUCCUCGUACAUUGCGGCAGCGAACAGCGCGAUCUCGCCAUUCGAUCUCGAAAUCCGAAGCACGUUAACCCAAUCAACGAUAGAUCCCGACGCGACUACGAAUCCACGACCGGAGCGGAUCUACGCGCUCGUCAACACAACCAGCGACGCCCUGACCCAGCUCGCGACGACCUACACAGCCGAUGAAAUCGCCUUCGUGAAGCGCGUCCUGGACGCCAUGUUCGACACGCACAACACGCGACGAUCCGAGGCGAUGGUCGUCAGUGGAAUACAGGCCAUUCAGCUGGCGAAGGCAUCGGCGGGGGAUUCGAAUCGUCGAGAAUCGAACAUGGACUCGCAGGCUCAGACCCAGACGCAGGGCGGGGCAGCGCAGUCGUUGAGCAUGUCGCAGGCUGAAACGGUGCUUCGGCAGCUCGUCAAUGAUGGAUGGUUUGAGAAGAGUCGCAAGGGAUACUAUAGUUUGAGUCCGCGCGGAUUGAUGGAGCUACGAGGCUGGUUGGUGGCGACGUAUAACGACGAGAACGAGGACGGGGGAAGGAUAGAGAAGAUUAAGUUUUGCGCGGCUUGCAGGGAUAUCAUCACGGUGGGACAACGCUGCGCGAACCGCGACUGCAAAGGCCGACUGCAUGAUCAUUGUGUUCGAAAUUUCUUCCGCGUGCAGCAGGCGGAACAAUGUCCUGUCUGCAAGGCGCCGUGGCCUGGGGACAAGUUCGUUGGAGAGAGGGCGAUCACCUCGACAGAACAGUCCACGCAGAACCGGAGACGAACCACUGAUACGCAGCGACAAAGCGAAGUCGGAUCAAGCUCUCAGCUACCAAGCACGAAUGUCAAUGAGGAAGAGGAUGAAGACAGUGAUUGA